UGUGGAGGAGGAGGAGGCGGAACGUUGGGGGGGCGGCUGCGGGUUUCCGGCCGGAGGAGCGGGAGGCCCUUCCUGCGGCCUGCCCCGCCAUGGCGGCCCCGGCGGCCCUCACGGCCUUGGCGGCGCUGGGGCUCGGCCUGCUGGGGGCCUGGCGCCUUUGGGGCCGGCCGAGGGGCCGGGACCGGCCGGGGCAGGAAGGAGCCGGGAGCAGGACCCUCUUGCUGACCGCCCACCCGGAUGACGAAGCCAUGUUUUUUGCUCCCACUGUGCUGGGCCUGGCCCGGCAGAGACGGCGGGUCUCUCUGCUCUGCUUGUCCGCAGGAAAUUACUACAAUCAAGGAGAAAUUCGCAAGAAAGAACUCCUACAGAGCUGUGAUGUUUUGGGGAUCUCGCCUUCCGAUGUAACAGUUAUUGACCACAGAUACAGGUGCUUCAGGCAGACAGAAGGACAGAGCGAGAAUAUAGCCUUUGCAUGGUGGAGGAGGAGGGAUCUGCCCGACAACCCAGCCGUCCAGUGGGAUAUUCAGCUGGUGGCUUCCAUCCUCCUCCAGCUCAUUGAAGCCGACCGCAUCGAUCUGGUGGUGACCUUUGAUGCCGGUGGAGUGAGUGGUCAUGCCAACCACAUUUCUCUUUAUUCUGCUCUAAGGUACCUGCACACAGAGGGAAAGUUACCCAGAGGAUGCCGGAUCCUGACACUGGAGUCGGUGAAUGUGGUGCGGAAGUACAUCUCCUUCCUGGAUCUGCCUUUCACCUGGCUCCAAACCCAGGAUGUCCUCUUCGUCCUCACGCAGGAAGAAAGGGAACAAGCCAAGAGAGCUAUGCUCUGCCACCGUAGCCAGCUCCUCUGGUUCCGCCACCUCUAUCUGCACUUCUCCCGCUACAUGGUGAUGAACUCACUCCAUUAUCUCUGAAACCAAGAAGAGUCCCGGGAGUCCACUGACCAGUGGUGGAAAGGAAAACCAAAGAGGCCAGGGAUCAAGCAGGAGUUCAGACUGGGCCCCAGAGGUGGGCUGGAUUCUGUCUUUAAUGAGCCCUGGGAGUCACAGAUGCAAGGCUGCCUGCUGAGACCCACCGGGCCAAGGUCUGAGAGCUAAAGCCGUUUCCACAGAUGGAAGGAGGAGAAUAUGGAUCAUGAGAAAGACCAAAAAAUACCUGAUUAUCCUGCAUGAAUUACUGAGCCUUGGAAAGCCAUGAGGCAUUGAUGCUAUUUUCCAGGGCCUAAAUCCAGUAGGAACCCACACGAUCUCAGGCCCAGUUCUUUUCCCACAGACCCCAGACUUCUUUUGGCUUCGGUUGGCUUUUGGCUUUGGGCAAAGUUCGGGGAGAGAAGUCGAGACAUUUUUUUCCACCAUUAAAACGCUGCUAUUUUCUAUUUUUAAAAUAAAAUGUCCCUAGGGAGGUUGGCUUAGAAACAGUGCCUAGCAUUCAGCAAGAUCCCUGCUGCUUUUUUUGUUGUUGUUCCCCUGGCUGUGGUAGCUUGCAGGAAAUAGGAGUUUGGUGGGAUCUGAACCCAAGAACUUUCCACUUCCCAGGUCUAGGGUGUUUGACCCUUGGGCAUAAUUCAAGCCACACAGCUUCCUGCCCAAAUAAAUAGAUACUGGAAAUCUUGGAAUUUUGCCUCACCCAGCCAUUCUCUGGAGGAUUGCCCAAAGAUACAAUCCUUAAUAGGUAAAUAUUUAAGGUUGCUUAUUUAGAAUAAUAAGCUUACCAAACUGAAGAAAGAGCCCUCAACCAACAGACCAGACUGUAGUACUCUCCCCUCCCCUACUACUAGGUCCUAGCCCUCCACCCCUUCCUCCUGAUUCUCCAGCCCAGUACAUUUCCACAGUUCCUUUCAAACCACAUCUUACAAGAGAUGGAAAUCCCAUUUUGCCAUUCAGAGCCUUUGGGAAUUUCCCACAUCCUGAUCAAUCUUUUCCCCCCUUAAAAACUGUACAGAGCCCAAAUGGUGUAGAAACUAAGAACUUUAUCUCCAUUUUGCUGGAUCUCAUAUUGUUGCCUUGAAGAGUUAGGAGCUUCCAGAAUGCCAGCCGACUGGGGAAUGAGGAUAGUCGAGAUAACCAAGCACAGGACCACACCAAAAAAACUUCCGGUACAUUAAAGACUUGGGUGCUUUAUAGCUGUGGUCAAAACUACCGAACUUUUACAUGAGCACCAAUAAAAUUCACCUUCUAGCAUAGUGGCUGCUUGGAGAUCCUUCCCUCCCAUAAAAUGCAGACCCUUCUUCCCUUGCUCAGAACCCAGGGAGCCAGCAACAUCUGGAAAGCCCCCCUUCACAUCCGAGGGAUACAGAAUGUGAGAAGGAAGGGAGUAGAGGGGAGGAAGAGCACAUGUGAUCUGUCAAGUGAAGGCCCAUGCUCACUGGGCUGAUUUGGCAUGGCAAGGCAGACCUGGGCCUUCUUGAUUGUCUGCAUUGUCUAAGCAAAAUACAACUUCCUGUUCUUAAGGAAAAGAGUGUUUUAAAGGCUCUUGAGGCCACAUCAAAAUGUCCUGCUACCCAGGAUUACGCAAUUCAAUUUAAGUGAAUCCGAAACAUAUGGAUUACAUUUCCACCGACAUACACUAGUUUAAAUAUCGUGUGGGGAGGAGGUUUUGCAAAAAGCGUUUGGGGCUUUCCUGAACCCCAAACAUCAGAAAAGCAGUCAGGAUGUUUGCCAAACACAAGACACAGCUGGAUUUGCUUGUCUGUGGGGAAAAACAUGAAUCUAUUAAAGGAGGAACUGUCUAAGGUGCCAAAUCACUAACAGGAGAUCUGUCUAGACUGAAAAUUGCAAAUACAUUGACAUUUUCAAGUAAAAUAUUUGAAAAGCAGGUUCCUUCUUCACCCAGGCGCCAAAUUCCAAGUUCAGAAUUCUGAGGUUUCUUUCCCACCGUGAUGGACAGUGUCUUUUGCACCUGGCAGCGGGCACAACAACCCUUGAGACUUGGCAGAUAAGGGAAAGCAAAGCAGAUGGCCAAAUAUUUGGUUAGAAAGUGUGUUUAUUUUUUCCCCUUUCUCAUCCACAGCACAGCCUACUUUUCAAGUCCGGCUGCAAUCAAUUUAAACAGAAGAAAACAGGGCAGUAAAAACCCACAGGGUCUGACUGGUGUUUUGUUUUAAUAUUCUCUUCAUUCUUCCCUGUGUUUUAAGAAGGUUUCCUCGCCUCUACCAAAUCACUGGCCAAGAAAAUGGUUGGUCCCCUCAAUUGGGCAGUUUGAUUUCACCAAAGUGGGAUUCAGGAGUAGAUAAAUGGAGCCAACAGUGUUCUUGGAAGGGCUACAGAACAGUAAUGAACCAGAGAGGGGAAAUUGCUAGAAAAUGAUGGAUAUGACAUUUCCAUGGGAGAGUUGACCAACCUUUCCCUAUAUGAAAAAAUCUUCCAUCAAACUUGUUUUUAAUUUUUUUUUUAAAGCACACCCUUUCCGAUCUCUUUCAGAGCACUGGGAAGCAGACAUCUGGGACCCCUAUGAACCGGCCACUCUACCAGAUUCUGGCUGUUUGAACUAGCUCAGCCUUGAAAACAAGCUCUGGCCCAUGCAUCACGGGUCUUAAGAAAAUUUAAACCAAAUCAGACAAAGGGCCUGCAAGAAAUGAAAUGCAGUGGGUUUCACCGCUCGUA
This is a messenger RNA of Ornithorhynchus anatinus (platypus), 3599 nucleotides long. RefSeq names its product phosphatidylinositol glycan anchor biosynthesis class L (gene PIGL). Gene Ontology annotation, molecular function: N-acetylglucosaminylphosphatidylinositol deacetylase activity. The coding region runs from base 90 to 911 and encodes 273 amino acids. Gene Ontology annotation, biological process: GPI anchor biosynthetic process. NCBI's taxonomy places the organism in Eukaryota, Metazoa, Chordata, Mammalia, Monotremata, Ornithorhynchidae. The record is from RefSeq and is a predicted model, not a curated record. Gene Ontology annotation, cellular component: endoplasmic reticulum. The transcript is spliced from 8 exons.